Molecule: messenger RNA, 393 nt
Organism: Rosa chinensis
Lineage: Eukaryota; Viridiplantae; Streptophyta; Magnoliopsida; Rosales; Rosaceae
Exons: 1
Coding region: 1-393 (130 amino acids)
Source: RefSeq, a predicted model, not a curated record
AUGUCCAUAUUCCUGCUCCCUAAAACUCUUUAUAAAGCCAUAAACUCUGAUCUUGCUAACUUUUGGUGGGGAUAUACUGAUACCAAGUCAAAAAUUCACUGGAAUGCUUGGCCUAAGUUGUGUGAAGCAAAAUCUAAGGGUGGAAUUGGUUUCAGAGAGUUCAACACUUUCAACAAGGCUCUGCUCGCCAAGCAAUGCUGGCGCAUCCUAAAAAACCCCAAUGCCUUAUGGGUGAAAGUGUUAAAAGGAAGGUACUUUCCAAACUCCUCUUUCUUGAGUGCCAAAAAUGGUAGGCGUCCUUCAUGGGGAUGGAACAGCUUAAUUGCCGGUAGGGACACGAUUUCUAAUCAUGCUUUCUGGCAAAUCAACAACGGAAGAUUAAUUGAUGUUUAG